AUUCUUUUGCACAUGGAUAUACAGUUUUCCCAACAGUCUCUAUUGAAGAGAUAGAUUUUCUCAUAUCCACCCAUCUCUGGGGGUCACCUCUGGGGAGUCCCCUGUGUGGCAGCUCAUUUCUGAGGUUCAUAGACACCCACACUCACAGGGAAAUAAACAGACACCACAAGCACAGAAUCACACCAGCCUCACCUGGGAACUCAGGUAUGAGGCUUACGGACAGACCCACACACAGACGCACACUGCAGACAUGGCCAAUGACAACCCGAGGAAAACACACACACACACACACACACACACGCACACACGCACACACACAGAUACAAUCAGGAAGACCCAAAGGGGCAGCAAAUUCACAUGCGUAACUAGUAUACACACAUACAAAACCCAGAUAUACAUAGACACUCCCAUAUGGACACACAUGUCCCCGAAAACGUACGUAAUGGGCAGGGGCUUUUGAAAAAUGCGGUCACGCGGGGUGUCCAUUGUGAUCUAUCAGGGGCUCAGGCCUCUGAUUGGCGGAGAGAGGGUAUACAGCAUCCGGAUUGCUAUGGCAACGCUCCAACAGGUGAAGACCUGGACGGAGAGGGAUCUUUCUCUGCUCCAUCUUUUCCUGACAGUUUACUUAACCGGCUACUUGUGUCCUUCUCACCUAGUGAUUUACUGAUCUGUUGACCUACUAACCUUUCUAACCCUCCUCCCUCCCCUCGUGUACUUGAUCAUUCCUGGUACUGUCUCUGACUCCCUUCUACUCCUGACACACCCCCCUCCCCACCCACCCCUAUUUAAAUCCCACCCCAACCUCAGUUACCACUCCACCCCCUUUCCCACCCCCUCCCUUCCCCUCCUACCCCCACCUCCUCUCCACCUCCAUCUGCACCUCCUGUCUGGCGCCCCAGCUCCCCCUGAAAGGACUAGGACAUAAUGGUUCAGACGCUGAUUUUCUGUAUCCUCUUACUUGGGUAUCCCGGUUACCCAAACACGAAUCUUGUCCAUAUUUUGGCUGGCCAUUUCCCUUUUGGCUCUCGUGUAUUUGGGAUUCUGUGGAAGCUUACCAUUAUUACUGCCACCCUUGCAAUUUGUGCAUGUCUGGUUUACCUCUGGACAGUUGUCCUUGCUAUAGAGCCUCCAGUAUAUCAAGUUAAUUUACAGCAAAUAACUGAAAAGAUCAACACAGUGAAGAAAGAAAACAGAGAGCUGGCUGAAGCAAUAUCCAUUUGGGAACAGAAGAUCAAUGAAUCAAAGAUACGUCUUCAAGAAGCUGAGAGAAGAAGCAACAUUCACUCCGCUGAAGCUCUUAAAUUGAAAUCACAAGAUGCAAACGGUCAAUUUGAGGAUCCACAACUGAGAGCCGUGAUGUCCACUAACUGUGAACUGGAAGAAAGUAAAAAGGUCCUGGAGGACAAGUGUAAUGCAUUGAGGUCUGGGAAAGCAGUCGAGGAAGCCAAAGUCAGACAGUUGAAGGAGAAAGCAGGCAUCCUGGAAGAAUUCUAUGAAGAAAGAAAAGUGGCUAUAGAAAAAAAGCUGGAUACGAUGAACUGUGAACUAGCUGCAGUGAAGAAUGAGAUGGCAACUGCAGAAGAAAAUCUGAAAAUAGCUACAGAGGAAAUACACAAGUGGAAGCAACAAAUUGAACAAAGACGAGAACAGCUGCGACAGAAAGAGCUCACCUUCAGACGGCAGAUCGCAGUUUAUGAGAAGAAUGCUCAGCGCAACUGGAUCAAGACUCAGAUCUGGGAGAGGGAGAUGGCGGAGGAGAGGAGGGAGGCGGCCCGCUUGAAACACAGACUGGACAUGAUGGAAGGAAAGAGGCUGCUUGACGGAUACAUGAGGCAGAAACCAAUGCCUGGAAGACCACAGACCCAGAACCCUCCAAGGAGAGAGCCUUUAGCCGAUCCAGAAGCUGGUGUCGCUCCAGUAAGUCACAACAACAAACACUCUACCAAAAAUGCAGAAAAGGACAAGGGCAGCGUGGAUCCAUGGGGACCUCCUCUGUUAACUGGAAGAUUCUGCACACCCUACCCUAGAGGUCCCCCCAUGGGCUAUAGGGCAUGUCCACCUCCUGAACCUUGGUGGCCCUGGGGACCACCCCGGACCUCUCUACCUACACCGCGUGGCCAUUACGGAUGCAAGAGGGCCUGGUCCUUUCCCAGGAUGGCCUUGCAGGCCCUACCACAUGGACCACCCUUCAUCACCAGCCAAUGGCUGGGGGCCACCUCCCCCUCCUCCACCAGCUCCUCCACCUACUCCAUUUGGACAACCUGAAGUUUGAAGAGGACCCUAAACUGUGACCAAUAGGCUGUGGCGAUGUGAUAUAUUUAGAAAAGUUGUCUGAUACGCGUAUUUGAAUGAAUCCUUUCCCUGACCAUUCCUGUCCCCUCCAUUUUAUCUGUCCUCGUUUCCUGUAAUAAACCCAUCAUAGUUCUG
Neofelis nebulosa (Clouded leopard) is the source of this 2427-nucleotide messenger RNA. RefSeq names its product transport and Golgi organization protein 1 homolog. The transcript has 16 exons. The record is from RefSeq and is a predicted model, not a curated record. Gene Ontology annotation, cellular component: endoplasmic reticulum exit site; endoplasmic reticulum membrane. Gene Ontology annotation, biological process: endoplasmic reticulum to Golgi vesicle-mediated transport; protein secretion; vesicle cargo loading. NCBI's taxonomy places the organism in Eukaryota, Metazoa, Chordata, Mammalia, Carnivora, Felidae. The coding region runs from base 925 to 2265 and encodes 446 amino acids.